CGGCACAGACUGACGAUGGUGAUAAUUAGCGAGUCGGAGUGCGAGGGGUUCGAAGAUGUUCUGGGCAGUGGCGGCAUCUUUCGCAAGAUGUUGACCGUAGACAAGGACGGCAUCCAAGCAGAAUUCGGCGAGGAAGUGGGCGUCAAGUACUCGACGUGGGUACUUAAAUCCGGACAGAAGGUGGUAGUGGAUGAGGCCCGCAAGUUCCGCAUUGGAGAUGGUGAGGUGAUGCCGGCGCUGGAGCUGGUGGCCAAGAUGAUGCACGUAGGCGAAGUGUGUGAGGUGCGCUGUGACGCCCGCUUCGCUUAUGGAGAUGUGGGACUGGAGCCGCACGUGGCUCCAGGAGACGAGAUCAAGCUCGUUGUGGAGCUCUGCCGCGUGGGCAAGAAGAUCACGGCCGAAAUGAGCUCCCAGGAGCUGAUCGUGGAGGCCACACAGAAGAAGGAGAGCGGCAAUCGCUACUUUAAAGAGAAGAACUAUGAACAGGCCGCUAAACUAUACAAGCGUGCGCUUAAACUAUUGGAGACGUGGGAACACUCGGAGGAGGACGCAGCUCAAUGCAAGGAGCUGCUCAUUGCCCUGGGCAACAAUGUGGGCAAUGUGCAACAUAAGCUGAAACAGUUUAAAGAGGCACGACAGUCGAGUCUCGAGGUGCUGCAACUGGAUGGGAAGAACGUGAAGGCCAUGUAUCGUAUUGGCCAGAUCGCGCUGGACCAGAACGAGUUCGAGGAGGCCAAUAUGUUUCUGCGUAAGGCGCUGGAGAUCGAACCAAAGAACGCCAAAGUGCGGCAGCUGUUGGUGCAACUUAAGAAGAAGAAACGCGACCAGAAAGCCCUCGAGAGGAAGCUGUACGCGAAGCUCGGGGGGAGUGACGCCGCUGAGGCCGCACAGACGGGUAAUGUUGCUGCACUGCUGGCAAAGACUCGACAGAGCCCGGCGAUUGUCGCCGCUGUGGCGACUACUAUUAUCGCUAUCCUCAUGUAUUUGUACUUAGGAAAACCCAACUACGAGAUCAGCACCAACAAUGCGAGUAAUGACGCUGAUACCGACUAG
Messenger RNA from Phytophthora infestans T30-4, 1053 nucleotides. RefSeq names its product FKBP-type peptidyl-prolyl cis-trans isomerase, putative. The record is from RefSeq and is a predicted model, not a curated record. Lineage: Eukaryota; Oomycota; Peronosporomycetes; Peronosporales; Peronosporaceae. The transcript is spliced from 2 exons. Bases 16 to 1053 code for a protein of 345 amino acids. Gene Ontology annotation, molecular function: peptidyl-prolyl cis-trans isomerase activity; protein binding.